AUGUCGAAAGAGGAAUUCAUAAUUCCUCGGACUCUACUGUCUAAGGAGCCAAAAAAUGUAAGCGAAGAUGUUGAUUAUAACACAGACCUUUAUAAAAACUUACAAAAUUGGUCUGUUCCUAUUCUAAAAUCCCCAGAUCACAAAUACGUUUUUAAUAAAGUGGAAGAUCUCCCUCCUCCUUUAAUCGUACAAUACAACAACGAAUUCAACCUAUCGGAUGAAGAUACUUCAACUUUGAAAAAUAAAAUCGAAAAAUCUUAUAUCGAGAAAUUCGUUGAAUUAAAGAAAGAAGAGUUUAAUAGUAAUAUUCUUUUUGAUGUUAGCAAUGUCUAUUCUGUAACUGAUUAUCGUCCAGAACCUCUUCCAAAAGUUGAAAUUCCAGAAACUUAUAAUAACUUUGUCUAUCGCUAUUUCAAAUUAUCUUUAUUGCCUAUACAAGUGCAAGGAUCUUCAACGCCAUUAACGAAUUACUCAGGAAUUCUUUAUAUGUUUAAUACAACAACAAGAAUGCCGGUUUCAGAGUCUGCUUGCUUCAAAUCCAUUAACAAUAAAAUUAUAUUCAAUAAGACAGAUACAGGAUCAGUUUAUUUUAAGAUUCCGAGAUCCGAAAAGCACAUUGUCUUAGUUUGCGUAUUAUUACAUCCAGAUACUGGCAAACCUGGAACAUUUCUCAGUAAUGUAUGCCCGGCAAACCAGCAACGUCUUGAUAAGCACGUUAUUCCUGUUCCAUUUGCAUUUUCGAUUUUAUGUCCAUUUACAAUGAUUGCAGAAAACAAUUUCAACUUCUCAUGGACUCUUAUUACUGAAAGUGAUACUCUUGCUAAGGUUGCAACGCCAAUUCCACCUAAUGAUCCGAUGAUAAGUUUAAUUAGCAAAGCGAUCAUUAAAGAAGUCCCAUUCGAUAGCCUUGAACCACUAAGUACCCUAGAACAAUUCAAUAAAUCACUCCCAUACUUAGUUUCUCCUUGCCAAUCUUUAGUUUUUAGCAAAGAGCCAAUAAUUACGAUAUCCAACAUUUCUUUCCAGUUUAACAACGUUCCAAAAGCAUUUUUGGUCUAUUUCAGAGUAUUUUUAUGCGAAAAUACAACUGAUAUGACAAAUCCCGUCGGAACUACAGGGUUUCUUAACGAUAACGAUGCUACAUUUUCCAAUGUGUACCAGUCUUGCUACAUGCAACCAGGAAAAAAGGUUGUUUUCCCAGAUAUCGUCAGAUUCUUCGUAACGAAGCAACUUGCGCAAACAUCGCACUUCGUAAUCCAGUUCGUGAUGCUAACAGCUGAAAAGGAACCUAUAGUUUAUAAAUGCGCUUUUAUUGAAUUAUUCAAUUCUAAAGAACCCCUUGAAUACAAGCUCCAAACGUAUCCGACGGUUCAAGCCAAAAAAUUCCAAGGCGAUUAUAUCUCUCAAAACAAGAUCGUUUCCCAUUCAAAUCUUCAAUGUGUUGUUGAUUUGCCACCAGCGAUCUAUCCGCCGAUCCAGUUUGUUGUUCUUUCGGAAGCACAAGUCCCUAUGCAGGUAAACUGGGAUUCAAUCAUCAAAACUCCGCCUUCUCUUUUGAACAAACAAAUAUUACCAACAUUUAUUAAGCUUUUACAGCUUAUUAACCCUCAAACAAUGGCAUACAUCAUAGAACUACUCUCAAUGUUCAAGGAUGACCUAGUAACUCGCGAUCUUAUUCGAUCAUAUCUUUAUAAUAACUUCAACUUGGCUUCUGUUAAGCACAACUUGCUUUCAACAUUUACCAAUUCACUUGACCAAGUUAUCCAAGAGAAUAUCGAUAAGAAUAUAGACGUUUGCAAGAAUAUUGUUGAAAUUUUCGAUAUUAUCGGAUCAAUUCUUGUUGUUUCAUUCAGCCAAAGGACAGAAACAUGGAUCCCGCAAACUCUUAUCUCUUGUUUGCAGAAGUUUUCCACAAUUGCAACAAAAUUCAUCAAAAAUAAUUAUAAAAUCAAGCUAACUGAUUACAAUCUUAAAUAUGGAUGGCUUGUUUUCCACUUUUGCUCCCUUUUAGAAGCGAAAAUCAUGACAAACAUCAUAAAUACCCAUAUCCGUAAUAUGUUGUCCAUCAAAAACAGCGAUGCAGCAAUGAUGGCGGUUUUUGAGUUCCUUAUUCCACUCACUCAGACCACAGAUUUUAUCAGAUACUAUUCUACGAGACUUCCUGUGAAACCAUUGUCCCAAAACUUGAUGUCUCCAUUCCAACCGACAUUAUCAUUAAUAUUCCUUUGCAUUUCGGAGGCUUUCGGCAUGCAAAAUCCGGAAUUAAUUUCAUUAGCUGUUAAUUUCAUUGCCAGAUUAACAUUAGCCAUUGAAACAAUUCCAGAGAAAGACAGAUAUAUUGUUGGCUUUGCUCUUUUCCCACUUUUCGACCUCUUAACCGUUGCAUAUGAAACUGCAUUUACAGAGGAAGACCGCCACCUCAUUGUUCCGACUGUAAUGUUCUUGCUGACAUACAUUCCGCGCGGAUUGAUGAAAAUCUUCUUCAAAACAGUUAAUGCAACUUUCAGGUCGAGAAUUAUUGUUUUCAUUACAACAGUUACUAAGUCUUGUAUCACUCAACUGAAUCCAGAGAUCACGAUUUUCAACUCCCAGCUCAAUGAAUUAACGAAGAGAAUCAUUAUGUUCAUUGCCACUAAUAUCCGAGAGUUUUCGGAGUGCAUCACCCCUGUCUGUCAACUUAUCUGCCUUCUUGCAACAACUCCGCACCAAGUUCCUCGUAAUUAUCCAAGAUUAUUUAGAGCCAUAACAAAAUUGACCGAAAUCUACCCAAGGCAGAGGAUCAUUGCCACCGAAUUACUAUCAAUGAUCACCAUGAAGUCCCAUAUUGCCCGUUGUUUUGCCGCAUCCACCAUUUUGUUCUUCUUCAAAUCAGAUUACGACACAAGACACACGACAACCAUUUCCUCGGCCGAAGUCUUAGAUGUUCUUACCUCCCUCAUGCUUAACCAGCCACCGGAGUCCAUCCCUCUCUAUCAGCUCAUGCUCACACGCGUCAGUGAAAUGUCAACAAUUUUCAACGACCAAGUUUUUGUUCAAAAACUUCAUGAGAAAAUUGAUUCCGCACAGAAAAUCGCCGACGUUAUUUCCAACAUGCGAAAGACCGCACACGAUCCUUCCGCAUCAUGUGAGUAUGUCAUGCAAAUUGCCAAUCAGUACAUGACGUAUCCAUCAAUGAGAUUAAAAUGGCUGUCAGAAAUUGUCAACAUCAACAAGACCAACAACAAUUAUUCAGCGGCCUUUGUUGCUCAACUCCACAAGUGCGCAUUGAUUGCCACUGUUAUUGAACACGAGAGAAAGAUGAAACCGGAAGAAAACGAAAAAGUCGAUGAAGAGAAAUUAAAAGUGAAAUUACCUGUUGAAUACAAUUUAUUAGUGACACAGCCAAUAACUAUGUCUAAGGCAACACUUGGAAGAGAUGUACAGUUCUCUGAUAGAGAUUUCGAAUUCAUACAAAGUGUUUUAGUCGAAACAAAAAUCGAUUUCGGAACUGUUUCUGACGCUUUCAAGUUUUUGGCUGGAGAUUUCACAAUAGAUUUGUUCAAAUCAGCUUUGGAUGAGGCAAUAGAAUACGGAAUGAAAGUGCACGCGAAUUAUACACUGAGAUGCCUCAAAUCAAUUCAAUUGAGAAUUUUCGCCUCUUCAAAACAUUUCAAUGAGGUCUCUCAAACUUGUACUCAAAUUUCAGACCUAUUGAAAAAUAUUUCAAUAACUGAAACAUUGAUGUACGACAUUCCGUACAUAUUCUCUGUUUUCAAUGGCCAUAUCUUCUGUAAUGAUUUCGGAUGUGAUAUUCCACUUGAAAACAGAGUUUAUCCUUCUGAACAAGCCAUUGAUCAUUUGGAAUUUAGACACGCGUGGAAGAAGUUCAGAACAAAAGUUCCGUUCUCUAGAUUACAGGAUUUGACGAAUUCUGAUGCCGAUGAGAUCUCAAUGACACAAUACACAGUUGAACAUGCUUUGCCGAGAUUCACUCCAAGUUCUAAAAUUUCUGAGUCUCAAACUGUCAAAAUUUCGUUGCAAAAACAUGCGGAAUUUGAGACAGAAAGAAUCUGCAACUUGUUGAAUAGAACUGCAGAAGAGUUUGAGAAGUGUUUCCCAACAAGAAACGUUGAUUCUGUUUUCGGAAAAACGAAACAAAACAUCGAAGGAGAUUUGAAGAGAGUUGUUGAUUUGAUUAAAGCUGCAAUUGGUCCUGACGCUUCUCUUUUCUGCUUGCUCAAGUUAGCUAUUGAGAAAGGAAAUGAGAAGAACAAGGAGAUAACAGUAGAACUCGCUAAGAAAGUGUUGAUUUCCCUUCAGAAACUUAUUAAAGUUUAUCACAGAGCAAUCGAAUACUUGGAAUCUGCAUCCCAUUUCACACAGUACGCAGAACUUGGAAAAUACAGAAAUCUCUUCUUGCAAUACUUCGGACUCCCUGAUAUCGAUACAAAGAGUUACGAAGGAAAGAGAGAUCCUGUUACAGAGAAAUGUGAAUUCGAAUAUUAA
Molecule: messenger RNA, 4485 nt
Organism: Trichomonas vaginalis G3
Lineage: Eukaryota; Parabasalia; Trichomonadida; Trichomonadidae
Product: dedicator of cytokinesis DOCK family
Exons: 1
Coding region: 1-4485 (1494 amino acids)
Biological process (GO): positive regulation of GTPase activity; small GTPase-mediated signal transduction
Molecular function (GO): guanyl-nucleotide exchange factor activity
Source: RefSeq, a predicted model, not a curated record